GCGCGGAGAGCGGGCGCGGCCAUGGGGCGGAAGCUCGAUCCCACAGGAAGGAGAAGCGCGGCCCCGGGCGCAAAGGCCCGCAAGCAGCGCGGGGCCGAGGUGGAGCUGGCCGCUCCUCCGCAGAGCGGAGACGGCAGGAGAAAGCUUCAGUCACGGAGAAAGAGGGCUGCGAAAGAGGCGGCUGGAGCGGGCAGUGGCCCGGCGGGGAAGAGGCCGCUCGGAGCAGGAGGAGGAGGAGGAGGGCGGGAGCCGGCAGUUAAAGAGCAGGUGUCCACACAGGAGAAAUGUGCCAUAAAGGCAGCAGGACAAACCACUCGUGGCCGAUCUGGCUUCAGUGAUGACAAUUCAAAAUGGCUGGCUCCAGCCAAAGCCAAGAAAAUCCAAUCUAAAGGAAACCAUGUGGAGUUAUCCAGCGAUGGUGAGGUGGAAGAGGGCAACUGGGAGAUGGAGGAGGAGGAGGAGGAUGGGAGCAGCGAGGAGAUGGUCGAUGAUUACGGUGCCUCAUCAUCAGAAGAAGAAGAGUUGCUGCCUAUUGAAAAAGCUGCCCUGAAGCAGAAGCCUGACAGGGAAGGCCUCAGUGAAGAUGACAGUGAAGAGGAAGAGGAGGAGGAGGAGGAGGAGGAAGAGGAGGAGGAAGAGGCAGCAGAGACAAUAGACAGACAGAAAAUGGGACAGAAGGAGGAAGAGAACCCAGAUCUGCAGCUCAACCUAGAUAUAGAUGAACAAUUUAAACUGCCAUCUAAUGAAGAGAUUGAAAAAGAGACUGCUGAGCCGCCCGACCUGCACGUCAUUCACCAGCGCAUCAAGGGCAACAUGGAGGUGCUGCAGGACUUCGUGGUGAGGCGGGAGGAGGGACGCACGCGGCAGGAGUACUUGGCGUUGCUGCGCCGGGACAUGGCUGCCUACUAUUCCUACAGUGAUUUCCUGCUCAUGAAGCUCAUGGACAUCUUCCCACUCCCUGAGCUGAUAAACUUCCUGGAAGCCAAUGAGGUUCCCCGCCCUGUGACUAUUCGCACCAACACACUGAAGACACGGCGACGGGACCUGGCGCAGGCUCUGAUCAACCGUGGCGUGAAUCUUGAUCCCUUGGGGAAGUGGUCAAAAACAGGACUUGUUAUUUAUGACUCCUCUGUGCCCAUCGGUGCCACCCCUGAGUAUCUGGCUGGACACUACAUGCUGCAAGGAGCCUCCAGUCUUCUCCCUGUCAUGGCUCUGGCUCCACAGGAGAACGAGCGCAUCCUGGAUAUGUGCUGUGCCCCAGGAGGCAAGACCAGCUACAUAGCUCAGCUUAUGAAGAACACAGGUAUGAUCUUGGCCAACGACAGCAACGCCGAGCGGCUGCGCAGUGUGGUAGGGAAUCUGCAUCGGCUGGGAGUCACCAACACUGUCGUGAGUAACUGCGAUGGACGCCAGUUCCCCAAGGUGCUUGGAGGGUUUGACCGUGUCUUGCUUGAUGCUCCUUGUAGCGGAACAGGUGUCAUUUCCAAGGAUCCUGCUGUCAAAACCAACAAGGAUGAGAAAGACAUCUUGCGCUGUGCUCACCUGCAGAAGGAGCUGAUUCUUAGCGCUAUAGAUUCAGUCAAUGCUGCCUCAGAGACAGGGGGCUACAUUGUCUACUGCACUUGCUCCAUCAUGGUGGAGGAGAACGAGUGGGUUGUGGAUUAUGCCCUGAAGAAACGCAACGUCCGUUUGGUGGCCACGGGCCUGGACUUUGGCAAGGAAGGCUUCACCAGGUUCAAGGACCGUCGCUUCCACCCCUCCCUCAAGUCUACGCGGCGUUUUUAUCCCCACACACACAAUAUGGAUGGGUUCUUCAUUGCCAAAUUCAAGAAAUUCUCUAAUGCCAUACCCCAGGCACAGAAAGAUGAAGAACCUGCUGCAGAAGCAGCAACUCUGUCUGCUGUCCCUGAGACUGUUGUGGAACCUCCACCAAAAAAGAAGAAACUUGAGGGAUCAAAAGCUGACAAAGAGCAGAAGCUGCCACAACCAACUUUGAAGAAGAAACAUUCAUUGCAGGCACAGAGGAGACCCUUAAAGGCUGUCCGGCCUUCUCCCAAAAUGAUGCGUCCUAAAAUCCCUACCAGGAAGAAGAAACAUAGAGUGAAACCGAAUGGACAGUGAAAGGAACUGCUUUUCCAGGUGUUGGUCCCUUCCUCAGAGAGCAAAGGCUGCUGCAGCUAUGUGUGUACCACCACUGUGCUACUCUGUGCAGAUCAUCUCUGCAGCUCUGGACACCUGGGACAGCGAUAGCCUCCUUUGCUCCUUUCCCUCUGCAUCAAGGACUGAUGCACGGACCCAUUAAAAGUUUUAUAUUCUUGCUCAA
Manacus vitellinus (golden-collared manakin) is the source of this 2323-nucleotide messenger RNA. RefSeq names its product NOP2 nucleolar protein (gene NOP2). Bases 22 to 2121 code for a protein of 699 amino acids. Lineage: Eukaryota; Metazoa; Chordata; Aves; Passeriformes; Pipridae. Gene Ontology annotation, biological process: maturation of LSU-rRNA; rRNA base methylation. Gene Ontology annotation, molecular function: rRNA (cytosine-C5-)-methyltransferase activity; RNA binding. The record is from RefSeq and is a predicted model, not a curated record. Gene Ontology annotation, cellular component: nucleolus. The transcript is spliced from 16 exons.